AUGGCUAAUCGUUGGGUCAGGCCCGAGGUGUACCCGCUGUUCUUUGCGGUUGGAGCUGCUGUUGGGAUCUGUGGGUUUUCUAUGGUUCGUCACAUGUGCAUCAACCCUGAAGUCAGGGUGAACAAGCAGAGCCGAGCUGCAGGAGUGUUGGAGAACUUUUCUGAGGGUGAGAAGUAUACAGAACAUUUGUUGAGGAAGUUUUCACGCAACAGGUCACCAGAGAUUAUGCCUGGCCUUAACAGCUUCUUCACUGACCCAAGUCGCAAUUAA
Molecule: messenger RNA, 270 nt
Organism: Lathyrus sativus (Indian pea)
Lineage: Eukaryota; Viridiplantae; Streptophyta; Magnoliopsida; Fabales; Fabaceae
Source: the annotation of a GenBank genome assembly